AUGGCGGAUUCAGACAGUGUUAGACCAGUAGCUGUGACUCUGGCACUCCCUUCACAAAAUGAAGCUGCAUCUAUCACUUAUAUGAAGUUUGAGAGGAAGUGGAAAAUAAGGUUUCCGGAAAAUGAAAUGGGGCAUAAAGACUUGCUAGUGCAUUUGGCUGAUUUCCAUUCUUGGGAAUCCAAUCUAGAUUAUGCCUUGAUCUUGAACUGUCUCAUAAUCGUUUGUCAUGUACAAGCUUGUGCUCAUGAUGAUGAUUAUAUAAUUAUUAAGGAUGUGGCAUUGAAAUUCUCGGGUGCUUAUAAGCAAUGCAAGCCCUGCACAGGCUCCAGCAGCUACAAGAAAGGGCAACAGCCAUACCCUGAGUUCGAUACGAUGUCAGAAGGGGUUCCUUACCCUUACUUGCAGCCAGGAAGCUCAAGUUCUACUCCUGCUUGGGAUUUUACACGCAGUGGCCACCACCCAGCUUCUGGAUCUGAUUCAAGGUUUGCUGGAGCAUUUGGUGGUGAUCGGACCCCUGGUGGACUAGAAUCUAUCUCAGCCCAGUCUGGUGAAGUGGUAGUAGAGGAUGAGGAUGAGCCCAAAGAAUGGAUGGCACAAGUGGAACCUGGUGUUCAGAUCACUUUUGUAUCUCUUCCUAAUGGGGGAAACGAUCUAAAAAGAAUUCGCUUCAGCCGAGAGAUGUUUAACAAAUGGCAAGCUCAGAGAUGGUGGGGGGAGAAUUACGAUCGAAUCAUGGAGCUGUACAAUGUUCAGAGAUUCAACCGCCAAGCUCUUCAGACUCCUUCAAGGUCUGAAGAUGGGAGAGAUUCUGUCUACUCAAAACUUGGAUCUGCUAGAGAAAGCCCUAUGAUGACUCCAUCAAUACCUAGAGAGUGGACUCCAAGAAACUAUUAUAACCCUUCUGGCAGUAAAGGUCAUUUUCCACCUGAUUAUUUAGAUCAAGGUGGCAAUCAACAGUACAAUGCAGGGUCGAGUGCUUAUGCCACCGGUGGUGCCAAGGGCGAGGCAUCAUCUUUUGACGCAUCGCGGACAACAACGUCCUCCCGAGAUGAGGCUUCAGUUUCCAUCAGCAAUGCCAGUGACAUAGAGUCAGAGUGGGUGGAGCAAGACGAGCCAGGGGUAUACAUUACAAUCAGACAGUUAGCUGAUGGCACUAGGGAGCUCCGGCGUGUCAGAUUCAGUCGGGAAAAAUUUGGGGAGGUGAACGCAAAGCUUUGGUGGGAAGAGAACAGGGAGAGAAUACAGGCUCAAUACCUUUAACCCAAUAUAAAUUACAAAUUGUUACUGACUAUAUUAUUGGUCGUUCAAAUAGAACAAAGAGCACGAGUGGAAUUUCCACAGAAAUGUUACCAUGGAAGAAUGGUACCUUUCCAUGAUUCCAUUUUUUCUUAGCUAUGUGAUGGUAUGGAUCUGCCCCUACCAUGAUAUCGUCAACAGAAAGGAUUAAUUA
Molecule: messenger RNA, 1450 nt
Organism: Ilex paraguariensis (yerba mate)
Lineage: Eukaryota; Viridiplantae; Streptophyta; Magnoliopsida; Aquifoliales; Aquifoliaceae
Source: the annotation of a GenBank genome assembly